Saccoglossus kowalevskii is the source of this 1856-nucleotide messenger RNA. RefSeq names its product cytochrome b5 reductase 4-like. Gene Ontology annotation, biological process: superoxide metabolic process. The record is from RefSeq and is a predicted model, not a curated record. Gene Ontology annotation, molecular function: cytochrome-b5 reductase activity, acting on NAD(P)H; heme binding. NCBI's taxonomy places the organism in Eukaryota, Metazoa, Hemichordata, Enteropneusta, Harrimaniidae. Gene Ontology annotation, cellular component: endoplasmic reticulum; cytoplasm.
AUUACAUCGCAUAUCUACUCUAUACUUGACAACAGGGUAUCUAACGUGUACAUCUUUCACACCAGCCACGGUUUAAAUACAUUUUCAAGCUGGGUUGCGCUUCGUCAAAUUCAGCUCCCAACAGUCGCGAUUCACUUGAUAGGAAUGAAUCAGGACGUGACGGCAGAAACAUGGCGACCAGACGUGAAAGCGGCGGCAGCAGCAGAGUCGGUACUGGGCCUGCGUUGUCAGUACCACAGACACAGUUCCCAGCCAUCAAUUCACCCCAGAGACUUGGCUCCUCGACACCAUCACUGCAGUCUACAAGCAGGAGUAAGGUAGAAUUAAAGCCAGGGAGGUCAUUGAUGGACUGGAUUAGGCUAGGAAAGAGUGGACAAGAUUUGACAGGAGUCGGCGGUACAUUGACAAAUGUUACUAAAGAGGAAUUAUCGAAACACAAUAAAGAAGACGAUGUAUGGAUGUGUAUCAAAGGUAAAGUGUUUAAUGUGACAUCGUAUUUAGAAUAUCACCCAGGGGGUGUACAAGAAUUAAUGCGUGGAGCUGGAAAUGAUGCCACACAGUUAUUUAAUGAGGUUCAUAAAUGGGUGAAUUAUGAAUCUAUGCUUGAAAAAUGUUUUGUUGGUAAACUUGAAGUCACAACAUCAAGACAAGCAUCAGCGAGAUCUCUGAUUGGUGUGAAAGCACCACCACCCUUUGUGGAAUCAUCUCCAUUACAUCAAGAAAACAAAAUGGAUUACAUUGAUGGAAAAACAGAAAAUGAUAAUAAUUAUAAACAGGAAGCUAAUAAACAGAUUCCAAAGCAUGAUUGGUUCCAGAGUGAUAGCACAGUAACUAUUGUGAUUUACACCAAAUGCAAGACCAUGUCUGAAGAUAGAGUAAUGGUUGUUAAGACUAACAGUGAAAUCUAUAUUACUAUUUUUAUUGAAGAGUCUGUUUUAGAUUUACAAUGGGAUCUUGAAGAAGAUGUUGGUGUAGAACAUCAAGUCAGAGUUGGAAACAGUGGUAAAGUUGAAAUAGUUUUUAUAAAAGAAACUCAGGGUAAACAAUGGUCGUGUCUUGGAAUGCCCUUAUUUCACCACAACACGUUCAAGAAAACUAGUGAAAGAGAUGUGCAAUAUUUUUCAUGUACGCUGAAAAGUCGAGAGUCUAUCACUCAUGAUUCUUAUUUGCUAUGUUUUGAGUUACCAAUAGCAACAAGAAUGCCAGUACCCAUGGGUUACCAUGUUUAUCUCAAGGUGUCUGUUGAAGAGAUGGACCUUAUUAGGCCAUACACUGUUGUGUUGCCGUCCCUUGUAACUAAUCAAAUUGCUCAAGAGAUACUUAAUGGACGUAUAUUUUAUUUAAUUAUAAAACUUUAUCCAGAGGGCGCUCUCACUUCUGUUAUCAACAAAUUACAAAUUGGAGAUCAAGUUUUAAUUAGUAAUCCUGAGGGUAAUUUUAAUCAAAACAAGUACAUUUCUUGUCAACGCUUACUAUUGGUAUCUGCUGGUACAGGAUUCACUCCAAUGGUCAGACUGCUACAUCAUGCUUUACAUUUCUCACAUGAAAAUAGACAAAUCCAUAUGUUAUUUUUUAACAAAACACAACAGGACAUAUUAUGGCGAGAACAAUUGGAGAAGCUCCAAGAAGACAAUAGAUUCCAUUGUACCCACAUACUGUCUGCAGCAGAGGAUGACUGGGAUGGACCAACUGGUAGAAUUCGUUCAGAUAUACUGGAGAGUUUUGCACCAAAACCUAGCAGUGAUGCACAAACUCUAAUCUGUAUCUGUGGACCCACACCAUUUACAAUGACUGCAGUACAGCUUUUUGAAGAGUUUGGCUACAAACAAGAUGAAAUACAUGCUUUCCUUGGAUGA